GCUUGGAGGCCGAGGCAGUUGUGGGCGAGAGUCCGUGAGGCCUGUUCUGGGCCAUGUUCGCGUGAGGACCCGCCGCCGCCGCCGCCCCCGUCCCGGCUCCGGCCGCGCGCGCAUCAUGGGCUCUAUUCUAAGCCGCCGCAUCGCGGGUGUGGAGGACAUCGACAUCCAGGCCAACUCGGCCUAUCGCUACCCCCCGAAGUCCGGAAACUACUUUGCCUCACACUUUUUCAUGGGUGGCGAGAAAUUUGACACCCCCCAUCCCGAAGGCUACCUCUUUGGUGAGAACAUGGACUUGAACUUCCUGGGCAAUCGCCCAGUCCAGUUUCCAUAUGUCACUCCCGCCCCCCAUGAGCCAGUGAAGACGCUGAGGAGCCUGGUGAACAUCCGCAAGGAUUCGCUGCGGCUUGUGAGGAACAAAGAGGAUACUGACAGCCCCACCGAGGAGAGUGAGAGGCCUCGGCUCCUCUACAGCUUGGAGUUCACCUUUGAUGCGGACGCCCGUGUGGCCAUCAGCAUCUACUGCCAGGCCACCGAGGAGUUCCUCAACGGCAUGGCUGUGUAUAGCCCCAAGAGUGCCGCUCUGCAGUCGGAGACUGUCCACUACAAAAGAGGGGUGGGCCAGCAGUUCUCCCUGCCCUCCUUCAAGAUUGACUUCUCUGAGUGGAAGGAUGAUGAGCUGAACUUUGAUCUGGACCGGGGCGUGUUUCCAGUGGUCGUCCAGGCAGUGGUGGACGAAGGGGACGUUGUGGAGGUGACUGGCCACGCCCACGUUCUCCUGGCUGCCUUUGAAAAGCAUGUGGAUGGCAGCUUCUCCGUGAAACCUCUAAAGCAGAAGCAAAUCGUGGACCGAGUCAGUUACCUGCUACAGGAGAUCUACGGCAUUGAGAAUAAGAACAACCAGGAGACAAAGCCCUCAGAUGACGAGAACAGUGACAACAGCAAUGAGUGUGUGGUGUGCCUGUCAGACCUACGGGACACACUGAUCCUGCCCUGCCGCCACCUCUGCCUCUGUAACUCCUGUGCUGACACCCUGCGUUACCAGGCCAACAACUGCCCCAUCUGCCGUCUGCCUUUCCGGGCCCUUCUACAGAUCCGGGCCGUGCGGAAGAAGCCUGGGGCACUGUCUCCUGUGUCCUUUAGCCCCGUCCUGGCCCAGAGCGUGGACCAUGAUGAGCACUCAUGUCCCUUUAAAAAAUCAAAGUCGCACCCUGCCUCACUGGCCAGCAAGAAACCCAAAAGGGAAACAAGUCCUGACAGCGUCCCGCCAGGCUAUGAGCCCAUCUCACUGCUGGAGGCACUCAACGGCCUACGAGCUGCCUCCCCUGCCAUCCCUUCCGCACCUCUGUACGAGGAGAUCACCUACUCAGGGGUCUCGGACGGCCUGUCGCAGGCUAGCUGUCCACUCGCUGGCGUUGAGCAGAUCCUGGACAGUGGCCACCACAAGGGCAAAGCACGGAGCAGGUCUCCAGACAGCACCCUACGGUCCCCAUCAUCCCCCAUUCAUGAAGAAGAUGAAGAGAAACUCUCUGAGGACUCAGACGCUCUUCCCCCACUGAGUGGCGUGGAACUGGCAGUGCGUGAGAGUAGCACCCCCGAGAGUUUCAUCAUGGAAGAGGUGGACGAGGUAUCAGCAUCUGUAAAGCAAGGGAGCCAGGCUGCAUCCACUGAGAAUGCCCUGCAGGACAGCAGCCCUGAGCACCGAGGCCUUGGCCCACCCGCUGACAUCUACCUGCCAGCUCUGGGCCCCGACUCCUGCUCUGCUGGUAUAGAGGAGUAA
This is a messenger RNA of Chrysochloris asiatica (Cape golden mole), 1777 nucleotides long. RefSeq names its product mahogunin ring finger 1, E3 ubiquitin protein ligase (gene MGRN1). The transcript is spliced from 17 exons. Bases 116 to 1777 code for a protein of 553 amino acids. The record is from RefSeq and is a predicted model, not a curated record. Gene Ontology annotation, biological process: endosome to lysosome transport; protein ubiquitination; negative regulation of G protein-coupled receptor signaling pathway. Gene Ontology annotation, cellular component: cytoplasm; plasma membrane; early endosome. NCBI's taxonomy places the organism in Eukaryota, Metazoa, Chordata, Mammalia, Afrosoricida, Chrysochloridae. Gene Ontology annotation, molecular function: ubiquitin protein ligase activity.